UUCAAAUUCAUGUUGUUAAAUUAUUACUAAAGUGUUAAGCCUCUUAUAGCUGCACAUAGAGGUUUAUCAAGUUUAUAUCCAGGUAUGAUAUAACUUUAACGUAGAAAAUACUUUAGAAGGAUUUAAAUCUGCUCUUUAAUUUUCUGAUUUUAUUGAAUUAGAUGUUGUGAUAAAUAAAGAAGGAAUUCCAAUGGUUUGUCAUGAUGCUUUCUUAAGUUUAGUAAGUGAUGUUAAAAAUCAUAAUAAAUUUGAAAAUAGAAAGAAAUCAAAAAUAAUUAAUGAAAAAGAAAAAUAAGAUUGGUGGAUUUCUGAUUUCACAUUUGAAGAGUUAAAAGAAUUAAACCUAAGUUAAUGUAUUAAUAAUCGUAAAAGUGAAUUUGAUGGAUAACUUUAAAUACCUUCAUUAAAAGAAAUUAUAGACUUUUUCUUAGGUUAUAAUUCUAAUAAUGAUAAUAAAAAAGGAAUCCUAUUAGAAAUUAAAGAUUACUAAUAUCAUUAAUAAUAUUGUAAUAUAAAUAUUGCUGAAGUUAUUCAUAAUUUCUUGAAAGAAUAAGGUUUAAGUACAUAACAUGAAUGCUCUUAAAAAUUGCCUAUUGUUAUUAUGGCAUUUGAUAAAUAAAUUCUUUAAUAUUUUAGUUAACGUUCUGAUCUACCUUUAGCAUAAUUAGUAUUGUUUGAGGAUAAAAAUAUUCCAACGAUAACUGAAAUUGUUCAAUAUGCAAAAAUAGUUGGUUUAGAUUUAAGAUUGAUUUGGUAAAAUAAUUAAACACAUGAAUACUAUAAUGAAGCUAAGAAGAAUGGUUUAAUUAUUUAUGGAUGGACUUUUUAAGAUGAUAAUGAUGAUAUUAAAAAACUCUUUGAUGAACAAGAUAUUAGUAAAAUAUAUCAAAAGUGUGGUAGAUUGUUAUCGGGAAUUAUAACAGAAUUCCCUUAAGAAGCAAUUAAAUUCAUUCUUUGAAUUAGUUUAUUUUAUUU
Paramecium sonneborni is the source of this 975-nucleotide messenger RNA. NCBI's taxonomy places the organism in Eukaryota, Ciliophora, Oligohymenophorea, Peniculida, Parameciidae. The record is from the annotation of a GenBank genome assembly.